GUCUUGCUGUCAAAAAAAAAAACUGAUAUUUCGUCUUCGUGGCCUCUGGGGGGGAAGAAGAAGGGGAAAACAAUAAUAAUCGUCGGCGCGUUUCAGAACUGCGGGAGCCCCACGAAGUGACGAGCUCCAUCGCAAUUCGCAUCUCUGCUCGCGUCGGCGACGCCAAGGCUGACCGAUUCCACGGAGGAGGCGGCAGGGGAUGGAUCAGCGGCGUGGGCGGCGCGCGCACACGGCGGACGAGGCGGCAGCGGUGCUGCGGAAGGCGUGGUGCCGGAUGCGGCUGUCGGCGCGGGACCCUGCGCGUGUGGCGCCGUGGGACGCCGUCGUGCUCACGGCCGCCAGCCCCGAGCAGGCCGCGCUCUACGACCGCCAGCUCGCGCGGGCCCGCCGCCUCGGCCGCUUCCCGGCCACCACCACCGCCAUCGCCGUCCCGGACCCCGACGCGGCUCGCAUCGGCUCCGGCGCCGCCACGCUCCACGCCGUCGCCUCCCUCGCCCGCCACCUCAUCUCCCAGGCUUCCAAGGAAGAGAUCGCCGAGUUCCUGCCCGGAGCAGAUGCUUCUUCUGCAGAUGACAUCCCGCUUGCCUCCUUGGUACGCUUCAUGGCGACGAAGCACGUGCUGCUGCUUCACGCCGGCGGCGACAGUAAGAGGGUCCCGUGGGCGAACCCCAUGGGGAAGGCUUUCCUGCCAGUGCCUUACCUCGCCGGAGACAAUCCCGAUGGGCCCGUCCCGCUUCUCUUCGACCACAUCCUCGCCGUCUCGUCCAGUGCAAGGCAAGCUUUCAAGAACCAAGGUGGGAUCUUCAUAAUGACGGGGGAUGUUCUCCCGUGCUUUGAUGCGUCGAACUUGGUUCUUUCUGAUGACGCUGCUUGCAUUGUCACUGUGCCAACCACUCUGGAUGUGGCUUCUAACCAUGGAGUGGUUGUAGCGUCCAAGGAUGGAACCGAUGGGGAGAAUUAUUCUCUCUGCUUGGUUGAUAAUCUCCUGCAGAAGCCAACAGUGAAUGAGCUUGUGGAGGGCCAGGCCUUUCUAGAGGAUGGUAGAGCACUACUUGACACAGGGAUAAUCGCAGUGAGGGGUAAAGCAUGGCAGGAGCUUGUUGGUCUUGCAUAUUCAUCUAGUGAGACCAUGGUUAAAGAGCUCAUAACCAGCAGAAAAGAGUUAAGCUUAUAUGAAGAUCUUGUGGCUGCAUGGGUACCAGCCAAGCAUGAAUGGUUGAGGAACCGUCCUUUCGGCAAGGAACUACUUGCUGCUUUAGGAAGACAUAAGAUGUUCAGCUUCUGUUCAUACGACUUCUCAUUUUUACAUUUUGGUACAUCUGCUGAGGUUCUUGAUCACUUGGCGGGUUCAUAUUCAGGACUUGUAGGUCGAAGGCACAUGUGUUCGAUACCAGAAACCACUGCUUGCGACAUUGCUACGACGACUGUCAUUUUGUGUAGCAAAAUUUCUGCUGGGGUCUCAAUUGGAGAGGAUUCAUUGGUUUAUGACUCAUCACUUUCAGGUGGAGUACGGAUUGGCUCACAGUCCAUUGUUGUUGGGGUGAAUAUAAAUGUGUUACAGGGGGAUAGUCCUCAGAUAAUCAGGAGUAGCACAUGUUUCACAUUACCUGAUCGACAUUGUCUCUGGGAAGUACCAUUGGUAAACUCCAUGGGAAGAGUUAUGGUGUACUGUGGUCUUCAUGACAAUCCAAAAGUUUCAGUUGAGAGGGACGGAACAUUCUGUGGAAAGCCAUGGACUAAUGUCUUGGAAGAUCUAAACAUCAAGGAUACAGAUAUGUGGGACUCAGGCAACCACGACAAGUGCUUAUGGAAUGCAAGGCUUUUUCCCAUCAUGUCCACCCCUGAAAUGCUAAAUAUUGGCAUGUGGCUUAUGGGAUCAGCAUGUGAUCCAGAUGGAGAAGUUGCUUGUAUGUGGAGAAAAUCACAGAGGCUCAGCUUGGAAGAACUGCAUCGUUCAAUCGACUACCAUCAGCUUUGCAUGGAUUCAAACAAGCAUCAAGCAGAUCUUGCAGCUUCCAUAGCUAAAACUUGUAUGACAUAUGGCUUACUUGGGCGUAACCUGUUUCAACUGUGUGACGAAAUGCUCGAAGAUAAUGAUUUCAGUUUAGAAGUCUGUAAAGAAUUACUUUCAUUUUCUCCAAGCCAUGGGGAUGAGUAUCCUGGCGUUCUUCCUAAGAGCAGAGGAUUUCAGGUAAAAAUGGAUCUGCUUAGAGCUUCUGGAGAUCUUUCCACUGCUUCUGUGGUUGAAGAGAAAGUAUGGGCUUCUGUUGCAAGUGAAACUGCAUCGGCAAUAAAAUAUGGAUCUAAAGAACCACCAAGCAAUGCCACAAUUUCAAGUAAUGGAUACUUCCAUCCUAAGAAAGCUUUUGUAGAAUUACCUGUCCGUGUUGACUUUGUUGGGGGUUGGAGUGAUACGCCUCCAUGGAGCUUGGAGCGUCCAGGUUGUGUUUUGAAUAUGGCAAUACGUUUGGAAGGAAGCCUUCCAGUUGGGGCUGUUAUAGAGACAACAGAAGGCCUCCAUGGAGUCCACAUUGAAGAUGAUGCUGACAGAAAAGUUUAUAUUGAUGAUCUGUCAUCUAUCGCUUAUCCAUUCAAAGAAAAUGAUAUAUUCCGUCUAGUCAAGUCUGCUCUUAUUGUUACUGGUAUUCUUGGCCACAAAAUACUGUCAAAAUCAGGCUUGAAGAUUAGGACUUGGGCAAAUGUUCCUCGUGGAAGUGGUCUCGGAACUUCCAGCAUAUUAGCGGCUGCUGUAGUCAAGGGUCUAUUUCAACUUAUGGACAACGAUGGAAGUGAUGAUAAUGUUGCUAGAGCUGUGCUGGUGGUAGAACAAAUAAUGGGCACAGGCGGUGGAUGGCAAGAUCAAAUUGGUGGCCUAUAUCCUGGAAUCAAGUGCACCCAGAGUUAUCCAGGACGGCCAUUGCGCCUGCAAGUUGUUCCACUGAUGGCAUCUACUCAGCUAAUUCAGGAAUUGGAACAACGUCUCCUGGUUGUGUUCACUGGCCAAGUAAGGCUUGCCCACCGAGUGUUGCAGAAAGUCGUGACCCGGUACCUCCGGCGUGACAGCCUCCUGAUAUCCAGCAUCAAGAGGCUGGCCGAGCUGGCCAAGACCGGGCGAGAAGCCCUGAUGAACGGCGAGAUCGGCGAGCUUGGUGCCAUAAUGCUGGAGGCCUGGAGGCUGCACCAGGAGCUAGACCCUUUCUGCAGCAACAGCUUCGUCGACGAGCUGUUCGCGUUCGCCGACCCCUACUGCUGCGGCUACAAGCUCGUCGGAGCCGGUGGUGGCGGCUUCGCCUUGCUGCUCGCCAAGGACCCGAGACGUGCCCAAGAACUCCGGCAGGCGCUCCAUGAGUCCGCGGCCUUCAACGUCAAGGUGUACGACUGGAACCUCGCCAUGCCACGGUGCUGAGGAGGUUGCACUCGUUCUUAUCAUUCUGUGUUGAUAUAGACAGGAUGAAGAAACUACCGGUUGCUAUCGUUUUUUACUUUGUUAAGAAUACUAUGGAUGAUCCUGGUUGAUUUGUAAAUGUGCAUUCAGUUCAUUGGAACAGCAAGUAUUCACAAUCAAGGAACUUGACAAAGCUAGUUUCCAGUU
Molecule: messenger RNA, 3592 nt
Organism: Brachypodium distachyon (stiff brome)
Lineage: Eukaryota; Viridiplantae; Streptophyta; Magnoliopsida; Poales; Poaceae
Product: bifunctional fucokinase/fucose pyrophosphorylase
Exons: 7
Coding region: 200-3406 (1068 amino acids)
Biological process (GO): GDP-L-fucose salvage
Molecular function (GO): ATP binding; fucokinase activity
Source: RefSeq, a predicted model, not a curated record